This is a messenger RNA of Phyllotreta striolata, 1297 nucleotides long. The record is from the annotation of a GenBank genome assembly. NCBI's taxonomy places the organism in Eukaryota, Metazoa, Arthropoda, Insecta, Coleoptera, Chrysomelidae.
CGCUGGCGUUGUAGAAGGUAUCGCAAGUAUUGUCCGUAAUGUCUAUGACUAUGAAGAUUGGCGAGAAUGGUGAGGUUAAAAAGAGAGAGAAAGGGAGGUGGGAGGUUAUCAAUUGUUAGCCGGGGUCAAAUUUUAAUCGGAUCGGUUUGGAUCGGAUUUCGGAUUUAGUGGAAAAAGAAUCGCGCGGCAUCGGCCAAGUUUCGAAUUCGAUAACGGGCGCUGGCGGUUUGUUAUUUUUUUGGAUUGUUAGUUAAAGUGUAUUAUUGUUCAUUGUUUAGUUCAUAGUGCAGCGAUUGGUGCUCGUUUUGGUUAAUUCGAUUUGAAAUUAUCGGAGAUGAUGAUGUCGGAAUAUUACACACUCCCGUUGGCUGUGAUAGGUUUGAUAGUGAUCAUCCUGUUUCUUCUGGAUUCCAUCUGGAAUAUUCUUCAAACAUGCAGGGCGCUGUUAUCUCCCUUAUUUUUGCCGGCUGAAGAAACUUCCUUGCUGAAGAAAUACGGACCAUGGGCAUUAAUUACGGGAUCUACGGAUGGUAUAGGCAAAGCAUACGCCUGUGAAUUGGCCAAAAGAGGCAUAAAUGUAGUACUUGUUAGCAGAAAUGAGGAAAGGUUGAAGAAAACUGCCGAAGAAAUUGAAACAAAAUACAUGGUUAAAACCAAAACAAUCGCCGCAGACUUCUCGCUGGGACAAAAAGCCGUGGACACAGUGAAGGAAAAACUGGGCGUCCUGCCCAUAAAUAUUUUAGUCAACAACGUCGGCAAGCAAUACGAGUACCCCAUGUACCUGUCGGAAGUGCCGGAGCAGGACCUGCUCGACAUCAUCAGCAUCAACGUCGGAGCGGUGACGAUGAUGUGUCGCGCCUUCAUCGAGGACAUGAAGAAACGAGGAAGCGGCGCCAUCGUGAACGUGUCUUCGGGGUCCGAGCUGCAACCGCUACCUCUCAUGACCGUUUACGCCGCCACCAAGGCGUACAUUAAAAGUUUUACGGCGGCAUUGAGGUUUGAAUACAGCCGUUACGGCAUCACCAUUCAACAUCUAGCACCGUUUUUCGUCGAUACGAAGAUGAAUGCGUUCAGCAAGAAGCUGCAGAGGAACGGUUUCCUGAUACCCGAUGCCGAAGAGUACGCCAAAUACGCCGUGAUGACGUUGGGGAAAAUGGACGAAUCGUCCGGGUAUUGGACGCAUGGAAUUCAGACUUUCUUCACGAAAUUCUCGCCGGUUUGGUUGAGAACGUACGUUGGAGCGCACAUAAAUUUAAAUCUGAGGAAGGACUAUUUGCUGAAUAGGAAUAAACAAUAG